Molecule: messenger RNA, 2763 nt
Organism: Limulus polyphemus (Atlantic horseshoe crab)
Lineage: Eukaryota; Metazoa; Arthropoda; Merostomata; Xiphosura; Limulidae
Product: WD repeat and FYVE domain-containing protein 2-like
Exons: 12
Coding region: 715-1938 (407 amino acids)
Molecular function (GO): metal ion binding; protein binding
Source: RefSeq, a predicted model, not a curated record
AAAGGGGUGUAAUGAGAGUGUCAGGUGAAAUUUCAAUAUCACUGAAGUGUCACUUUCAUUUAACUGGCCGCUUUGUUGAACAUGGUCAAAUAUAAAGUAUAAUCUUUAUAAUAGUUUUAACAAUAGAGUAUUAUAGAUUACAUUUGUUUGCGCGACUACAUGCGCAUUAAGUCUAAGCUUGAAAGUUGACUUAUCACUAAUAGUGAUAUCUGUUGUCUACUCGCAUGUGUAACGUCAGUGACAAGUCAUGUGAUUUUUAUUUGGACUCUGAGACGUAGGGUUAAAUAACUGUGAGAAGUUUUGUGUUUUGUAAUAAGAUGGUUUACUUCAUCGUUAGAGACGAAAGUGAAUGACAUUUACAGCUAAUUGGAAAGUUAUUAAUUUUGUACAAACAUUAGUGUGAAGAAGGUUGUGUUACUGUGUAUCUUUCCUAUAAAUAACAUCUGCUUCUCGAAUUUAAAUUAGUAUUUGACCUUUUUUGUAUUUGUUGAAGUUACUAAAUUCUAAAGACUGUACAGUGUAUUAAUGGUUUAAAAACUGUGUACUGUACUGUAGUUAAAAGCCUCCCAUUAUGUUGCAAGCUCUAUUAUUUUAACAAGUAUCACUGAUACUUCAGAACAUCGUGUGUUUACUCAGUACAAGCUUACCCACAAGUGAGAAAACUUUCUAGUUAUUUCUGUGAAAGGAAACUUGGAGCUUGUGUUAAUAAAAAUAAUGGCAGCAGAAAUUAAACCUGUUGGAGGAGCCUUAGGUAAUUUGGGAAAUUCACGUAAACCUCAACUUCUUAACAAGCUAGAAGGUCAUCAAGAUACUGUGAACAUGGCAGUAAUUAUACCUGGAGAAGAUGGGGUAAUCAGUAUUAGUGAUGACAAGACAGUGAGAAUUUGGUUAAAGAGAGACACAGGACAGUACUGGCCAAGCAUCUGUCACUAUAUGCCUUCUGCAGCAACAUGUAUGGACUAUAACUCAGAAACUAAAAGACUCUUUGUAGGAAUGGAAAAUGGCUCAAUAUCUGAAUUUCAAGUAGCUGAGGACUAUAAUAGAAUGGCUCAUCAGCGUAAUUACCUGGCUCAUCAAGCCCAUGUGACUGGAGUUGUGUUUUCACUAAUCACUGAAUGGGUACUUAGUGUGGGACGGGACAAGUACUUUCAGUGGCACUGUUCUGAGUCUGGACGAAGAUUUGGUGGCUUUCACUGUAAUGCUUGGUGUACAGCUCUGCAAUUUGACAUGCAGUCUAAGCAUGCCUUUAUUGGAGAUUACUCUGGACAGAUAACUAUGCUGAAAAUAGAAUCUAGUGGCUAUAAACCUGUUACAACACUUAAAGGUCAUUCAGGAAGUAUUUGUUGCUUAUCAUGGGAUGCAGAGCGUCAGCUUUUGUUUUCUGGAAGUUUUGAUCAGUCCAUUGUAGUUUGGGAUAUAGGUGGUAAACAAGGAACAGCUUAUGAACUGCAAGGACAUCACAACAAGGUCACUGCUUUAUGUUAUGCUGGAAUGUCCAAGCAACUAAUAUCAGGAAGUGAAGACAGUAUUCUAGUUUUUUGGCACAUGGAAGUUGGACGUCAAGAAACUCCAGAAUGGGCAGAAAGUGAUUGUUGCCAGCGCUGUACUCGCCCUUUUUUCUGGAAUGUUAAAGCUAUGAUAGACCAGAAGACUAUUGGUAUUAGACAGCACCACUGUAGGAGAUGUGGGAAAGCUGUGUGUGAUGCGUGCAGUACUAAUCAGAGCUCUAUUCCUACAAUGGGCUACGAGUUUGAUGUCAGAGUAUGUGAUGAAUGCCAUAGUGUAAUUACUGAUGAUGAUCGAAUUCCAAUGGCUACAUUUCACGAUGCUCGUCACUGUAUUGUAGACAUGGAUCUAGAUGAAACAAGGUUCCACCUGUUGACAGUAGGCUCGGAUCGUAUCAUGAAGCUUUGGGAUGUAAGUAGCCUUCUAAACUGACCUUGUUAAGAAGCAUUAUGUAUGGACAAGAGUAUAUUUGUGUUGUCUCCUGUAAUCUUGUCAACCACACUACCAACGUAGCUACAAAACAACCAAUUAUUAGAACACUGUCCAUCAGUUGUGGGUCCAACAUGAAUGUUCCAACAACAUCUAGAGAGAGAGAGAGAGAGAUCUAAUGUUGGUGUGUGUGUGUGUGCUUUAAUUUUUUUUUCUUGUUGUUGUUGUUGUUUUGAAAAAGUUUAAAAUAUCGAAGAAAUGUGUAUCAUCAAAGCAACAAACUUUGGGUGGGGGUGGGGGGAUUAACUUAAUAGCUGUCAAGUGCAAUCAUAAUUAAUUUUUAGUUUUAUUUCUUCUAAACUUUCUAUAGUCAGUGAAGAAGGAUAUAAUCGUAUAAAAUGUCUGCUAGGUGUGUUUCUCUCUUUCUGAACUUAACUCUAAGAAGAAAGUUGUAAUAUUGUGUCUACUGAGUGUCUUAGUUUUUCUCUGAACUUUGUUUAAUUGGUGAAGAAAACUGUAAUCAUCAUGUAACUGUCUUCUAGGUAUUGUUAUUUUUAUGUGAACUUGGAUCACUGAAGAAUGAGUUAAUCAUAAAAAUGAUUGGUAGAUGUAUUUGUUUUUUCUUUGAACUUUGUUUAAUCAGUAAAGGAAGGUGUAAUAAACAUAUAAAUACUAAUUAUAAGUUUCUUUGAACUUCUGAGUAUGUGAACUUUGUAUUGAUAAUACUAUUAGUUGAAAUUAAAGAUUUGGCUGUUUUAUAGUAUUGAAUAAAAAUACUCAGUUUUGAAUAUAACAGAACCUGGUUAAUUUGUACUAACAUAAAAAAAA